Molecule: messenger RNA, 1316 nt
Organism: Andrographis paniculata
Lineage: Eukaryota; Viridiplantae; Streptophyta; Magnoliopsida; Lamiales; Acanthaceae
Product: protein MICROTUBULE BINDING PROTEIN 2C
Exons: 5
Coding region: 111-1112 (333 amino acids)
Biological process (GO): plasmodesmata-mediated intercellular transport
Molecular function (GO): microtubule binding
Source: RefSeq, a predicted model, not a curated record
GGAAAAAAAAAAGAAAAAGAAAAAGAAAAAAAAAAGAGGAAGAAGAAGAAGAAGAAGAUAAGCCGCCGAUCCCCAAUUCCGUUGCUGCAACUGCAAUCGAGCGAGGAUCCAUGGAAAGUAGAGUGUUUGAUUCUCAGCAGCAGGAGCAUUUGCUGGAUUUGCAUGAUGGCAGUGGUUUCGCCUCGGAUCCUAAGACAUGGCUCACCGGUGACGACAUAAGUCGGACGCUGUCGUCGCUCUCCGACAUGGCGGCCUCCGCUUCUGCCACAGGGAAUGUCGACCGCGAGCUCUUCAAUGAUCUAGUGGAGAUGGUGCCACUCGUCCAGUCGCUCAUUGAGCGGAAACCGAAUUCUUCGUUUACGCGACGGGGUUCUAUGGUUUAUACUAAGGUUCCGAAGGCAACUGGAAAAAGUGCUGCAAGCAAAAAAAAUAGGGACCGGGGAGACAAGGACCAAAACUACAAUGCAGCUAACAAUGUGGACGGAUGUGCUGAGAAUUUCUCAGUCCGGUCUUCAGGUUCCUUGCUCUCUGAAAAGGACAGAGAAGAACUUGUAGCUUUGCGGGAUCAAGUAGAGGAUCUUAAGAGGCAAAUAUCAGAAAAAGAUGAACUUCUGAAAUCUGCUGAACUUGCAAAGAAUGAAAUGGCUUCCCUUCAAACCAAAUUUGAUGAAUUGACGAUUGAAGUGUCUGAAAAGGACUCACUGAUCAAGUCCACUCAUCAACAGCUGUCUGAUUUAAAGAUAAAACUUGCUGACAAACAAGCUGCUGUGGAGAAAUUACAAUGGGAGGCCGUAACUUCUAAGUCAAAAGUGGAGAAGCUCCAGGAAGAUCUAGACAAAGCACAAGGAGAGAUUUCAUCUUUCAUGCUAUUUAUUCAAAGCUUGACAAGGAAUGAUGUCGAGAUGUCUCCUGAAGAUUAUGAUGAUGUCUCUUAUCCACUUGAUGAUAACAGUGAAUUGGAUUAUGAAAUGGAUGUACAGAAGCUAGAAGCUGCAAGAGAAGCUUAUAUUACUGCUGUGGCCAUUGCAAAGGAAAGGCAAAAUGAAGAAUCGAUAGCUGCUGCUGCAAGUGCAAGAUUUCAUCUCCAGUCCCUCAUUGCUUCACAAACCUAAUCCCGAGCAAGAGUGAUGAACUAUUAUUAGGUUGCCAGAUGCAACACUACUCAUUUACCAGUAGCCCACAAAUGUAAGGUUGUUUUAAAUGAUUCUGAUGGUUUUUCAUUAAUGAGUGGUUGUGUGUUCAUUAUAUUCCUAAAUGAUCUACACUGUCGAAUUUAUGUUAGUUGGGAUCAUAAUUUAACAACUAGAUUUGCAUUC